Molecule: messenger RNA, 693 nt
Organism: Cryphonectria parasitica EP155
Lineage: Eukaryota; Fungi; Ascomycota; Sordariomycetes; Diaporthales; Cryphonectriaceae
Exons: 1
Coding region: 1-693 (230 amino acids)
Source: RefSeq, a predicted model, not a curated record
AUGGCUACAUCGUCUGCAACCAAGCCCACCGUUCUCUUCAUGUCGCGGACCAACGACAUCCAAGGCCUCGAAAAACUCAAGGAAAAAGCCACGGUCAAGUAUGCACAGUUCAACGAAUCGGGAGACGCAGCCGAAGUCAUCGAGAAACACUCGUCCGCCCGAGCCAUAUGGAUCAUCACGCCGGCCAUCGCACAGCCCCGCCACCACCCAGCCGCCAACUUCCUCUCCAGAAAAGUCGUCGAGUACGUCCGGAACGGCGGCACCGUCGUGCUUGACCGCAUCUUCAACUACAUCACGCCCAGCGACUUCAACGAUUGGAUGCGGGACACGUGGGAUCUGCCCUGGCGGUUUGGGUGCCACGCAACGACGGUCGCGAUCAUCGAGCGCCCGGCCACGGGGCGAGACGCCAGCGGCAAGGGCUGGCAGCAGGGGCUGAUGCCUGUGUACAAGUCUCAAUUUGUGUGCCUCAAGAAUGUGGAGCUGAAGGAUGCGUGGUACGUGGUCCCGCGGGGCGCCACAGACGCGUCGGCGAGCCAAAAGCCCUCCGGCCUGCCCUGGGAUAUAGGCGGGCAGGCGCCGAUUGCAUUCACCAAGAUUGGGGCGGGGUAUUUGGGAUGGAUUGGUGAUGUGGAUAAUUCAGAGAAUGCUGUUUCGGUGGUCUUGGCGAUGAUGGGUCUGCAGGGCGACAAGUAA